This is a messenger RNA of Dioscorea cayenensis subsp. rotundata (Guinea yam), 2048 nucleotides long. Its product is annotated as probable indole-3-acetic acid-amido synthetase GH3.1. Gene Ontology annotation, cellular component: cytoplasm. NCBI's taxonomy places the organism in Eukaryota, Viridiplantae, Streptophyta, Magnoliopsida, Dioscoreales, Dioscoreaceae. The coding region runs from base 80 to 1894 and encodes 604 amino acids. Gene Ontology annotation, molecular function: acid-amino acid ligase activity. The record is from RefSeq and is a predicted model, not a curated record. The transcript is spliced from 3 exons.
UUCUUCUCUUCUUCUUCUUCUUCUCUUUUAAAACUUAGAUUCUCAAUUUCUUCCUCUUGAUAUCAUUGUGAGAAUUGUCAUGAAAAUGAGUCUUCAAAGUGUGAAAGUGCAGAAGCUUGGGCCAGCAGAGUGCGAGAAAGACGCGGAGAAACUGAAAUUCAUCGAUGAAAUGACGAUGAAAGCUGAUGAGGUACAAGCCAAUGUUUUGAAGGAGAUUCUGCGCCGGAAUGCCGAGACUGAGUAUCUAAAACGAUAUGAUCUUGGUGAUGCUACUGACCGCAAAACCUUCAAAUCCAUGCUUCCUGUUGUUACUUACGAAGACCUUCAGCCGGAGAUUCAGCGUAUUGCUAAUGGUGAUCGCUCCGCCAUUCUUUCGGCUCAUCCUAUCUCUGAGUUUCUCACUAGUUCGGGAACAUCGGCCGGAGAAAGGAAACUAAUGCCGACGAUUAAAGAAGAGCUCGAUCGACGCCAAUUACUCUACAGUCUUCUUACCCCGGUCAUGAACUUGUAUGUGAAGGGGUUGGACAAAGGGAAAGGAUUAUACUUCCUCUUCGUGAAAUCAGAGACAAAAACACCGGGAGGAUUGACGGCGAGGCCGGUGUUGACAAGCUACUACAAAAGUGAUCACUUCAAGACCAGGCCAUUUGAUCCAUACAAUGUCUACACAAGUCCAACUGCUGCCAUUCUUUGUGCUGAUGCUUACCAAAGCAUGUAUGCACAAAUGCUUUGUGGUCUUUACCAAAGGCAAGAGGUUCUUCGUGUCGGAGCCGUUUUCGCUUCCGGCCUCCUCCGUGCCAUCCGCUUCCUCCAAAUUCACUGGUCUCAGCUCUCGCACGAUAUCGCCACCGGAACUCUCAACAAAAACAUCACCGAUCAAUCUGUUCGAGCGUCACUCACCUACAUCCUCCGGCCUGAUCCGGAGCUCGCUCAAUUCAUCGCUGCUGAAUGUUCAGGAGGUGAAUGGGCUAAAAUUAUACCGAGAAUAUGGCCAAAUACUAAGUAUCUAGACGUUAUCGUCACCGGAGCAAUGGCACAGUACAUUCCGACACUCGAGUACUACAGCGGCGGAUUACCGAUGGCGUGCACGAUGUAUGCAUCGUCGGAAUGCUACUUUGGGCUUAAUCUCCGGCCAAUGUGUCCUCCCUCCGAGGUCUCCUACACCAUCAUGCCCAACAUGGCCUACUUCGAGUUCCUCCCCCACAACCCGGACUCCACUGAGUCAACUCAUCCGAGUCAACUCGUUGACCUCACCGGAGUUCAGCUCGGCAAAGAAUACGAGCUCGUCAUCACCACCUACGCCGGUCUUUACCGGUACCGAGUUGGUGAUAUUCUCCGUGUCACUGGCUUCCAUAACUCAGCUCCACAAUUCCGCUUUGUUCGUCGUAAAAACGUACUACUAAGCAUCGAGUCGGAUAAAACCGAUGAAGCUGAGCUUCAACAUGCGGUAUCGCAGGCCUCGAAGCUUCUGCUACCUUACAACACUAGCAUAAUUGAGUAUACAAGUUAUGCCGAUACGAAGACAAUCCCCGGACAUUAUGUAAUUUAUUGGGAGCUUUUGAAGAAAGACGCGGCGGCCGGACCGAGUGACCGAGUUUUGGACAAGUGUUGCUUGGAGAUGGAAGAGGCAUUGAACUCAGUUUACAGGCAAAGUAGGGUUGCAGAUGGAUCCAUAGGUCCAUUGGAGAUUAGGGUUGUGAGGUCAGGGACAUUUGAGGAGCUCAUGGAUUAUGCAAUCUCUAGAGGAGCUUCAAUUAACCAAUACAAAGUGCCAAGAUGUGUGAGUUUCCCACCGAUUCUUGAGUUACUUGACUCACGAGUUGAGUCAACUCACUUUAGCCCUUCUUGCCCUAAGUGGGCUCCACAUAAGGUUGAUGACAAGGUGGGCCCUCAGUGAUAAUGAUGAGCUUGAAUAAAUUCAAUGAUCAUAUAUAAAAAUCUGUAAUAAUUUGUUGUUGUUGUUAUUGUUAUUGUUCAUGUUGUUGUCCUUGUUACACUAUAAUGCUUUCUUUUAAGGUAAUUAAAUGAUAUAUGCAUUAAUUUUGUUUUUA